Hordeum vulgare subsp. vulgare (domesticated barley) is the source of this 2259-nucleotide messenger RNA. RefSeq names its product external alternative NAD(P)H-ubiquinone oxidoreductase B2, mitochondrial-like. NCBI's taxonomy places the organism in Eukaryota, Viridiplantae, Streptophyta, Magnoliopsida, Poales, Poaceae. The transcript is spliced from 10 exons. Bases 155 to 1885 code for a protein of 576 amino acids. The record is from RefSeq and is a predicted model, not a curated record. Gene Ontology annotation, molecular function: calcium ion binding; NADH dehydrogenase activity.
CGCGUACUAGCAGCAUAUAAACAGUUCACGGGCGAGGCGAGCGAGCGAGGUGGCCAUUUCUUUUUCUUCUUCUACUCCUGCUGCCGCCGCCGCCAGUACGUUCCAGGAUCACCGGAGCCCCGGAGGAAGAGCAAAGCGUACCGGAGGGAGGAAGAUGAGGUGGACGGCGUUCGCGUGGGAGAGCGCGUCCCGGGCCUUCAACAACCGCCCCACCUUCACCGGCCUCGUCGUCGUCCUCGCCGCAAGUAGUGGAGGAGGCCUCGUCGCAUAUGCGGAUUCUCAGCCGGACCAGCCCCAAGGAUUUAAAAAGAAGAAAGUAGUGGUUCUUGGAACUGGCUGGGCUGGCACCACAUUCCUGAGGAAUCUUGAUAGCAAACUGUAUGAUGUCCAGGUCAUUUCACCUCGGAACUACUUUGCAUUCACACCCUUGCUCCCAAGUGUUACCUGUGGAACAGUUGAACCAAGGAGUGUUGUUGAGCCAAUCCGUAGGAUUCUGGAGAAGAAAGGUGGAGACUUCAAAUUCUGGGAAGCAGAGUGCUUCAAGAUUGAUCCAGCAAACAAAAAGAUUCAUUGCCGCUCAAAUGUGGGGACAAAUCUUGAUGGAAAUGGAGAGUUCUUAGUUGACUAUGACUAUCUGGUGGUAGCAGUUGGAGCUAGGUCUAACACAUUCAAUACUCCCGGUGUGACAGAGAAUUGCCACUUUCUGAAGGAAGUAGAGGAUGCCCAAAAGAUCCGAAGGAGCGUGAUGGACUGCUUUGAGAAGGCAAGCCUCCCAUACCUUAAUGAAGAAGAGAGGAAGAAGAACCUUCACUUUGUUGUUGUGGGGGGUGGACCUACGGGCGUUGAAUUUGCAGCAGAGUUGCAUGAUUUUGUUACUGAAGAUCUAUCCAAGCUCUAUCCUUCCAUUCAGCAUCUUGUCAAGAUAUCACUGAUCGAAGCUGCAGAUCACAUACUGACUAUGUUCGACAAGAGAAUUACCAACUUUGCCGAGGACAAGUUUGGGAGGGAUGGCAUUGAUGUUAAAACUGGAUAUAAAGUUGUGAAGGUUUCUAAAGAUGCAAUUACCAUGCAAAAUCCAGCUACUGGCGAUAUUGCAGUUCCUUACGGAAUGGCUGUCUGGUCCACCGGUAUUGGAACCCGCCCAUUCGUUGUGGACUUCAUGAAACAAAUUGGACAGGCCAAUCGUCGUGUCCUUGCUACUGAUGAAUGGCUAAGGGUGCGUGAAUGUGAUGAUGUCUAUGCAGUAGGUGACUGUGCUACCAUAAACCAGCGGAGAGUAAUGGAGGACAUCUCAGAAAUAUUCAGAGUUGCAGACAAAGAUAAAUCUGGAACCUUGACUGUGAAAGAAAUCCAAGACAUCCUGGAGGAUAUCUACGUGAGGUAUCCGCAAGUAAAACUAUACAUGAAGAGCAAGCAAAUGAACGGAAUUGCAGAUUUAAUAAGAACUGGCAAAGGUGACACUGAAAAGGAAUCUGUAGAUCUAAGCAUUGAAGAGUUUAAGAAGGCUCUUUCACUUGUGGAUUCACAAGUCAAGAAUCUACCUGCAACAGCUCAGGUUGCUGCACAGCAAGGACAGUAUCUUGCGACGUGCUUUAACAAGAUGCAGGCUGCUGAAGAAAAUCCUGAAGGUCCGAUCCGCAUUAGGGGAGAAGGCCGUCAUCGUUUCAACCCCUUCAGGUACAGGCAUUUAGGCCAGUUUGCCCCACUAGGAGGGGAGCAAACCGCUGCACAGCUCCCUGGUGACUGGGUCUCCAUCGGCCACAGCUCACAGUGGCUCUGGUAUUCCGUCUACGCAACCAAACAAAUAAGCUGGCGCACGAGGGCACUGGUGAUAUCUGACUGGGGCCGUCGCUUCAUCUUCGGUAGAGACUCGAGCGGCAUAUAGUCAAAGGAGAUAUGAUUUUGUUUGCGGCAUAUACAGAAGCUAAGCUAAGGCCAGUAGUGGUACCUUCCACCAAAGUCUGUUCUUGCAGAUGCAUAUAAUCCUUUUUUGUCAGGGAAAGAAUAAAAGCAACCCUGCACUUCCCUAGUGCUCCACGGAAAAAAUUCCUUUGUACUUACCUUUUACUCUCGAGAGUUCUACUUGUGCGGCAUGCGUAAACUCGCAGAUUAAUUUUGUACUAGUUUUUCUUACGACAAAGGUAAGCAAAAGGCCAGUUUGGACCUGUUUUUGUUCUGGAAAAUCCUGUUUGUGUGAAGGCCUGAUUUUGUCAUGAGAAAUAUACUGUUGAUGUGGAGGCCAGAUUUUGUGCUGUGAAA